Molecule: messenger RNA, 168 nt
Organism: Bipolaris maydis ATCC 48331
Lineage: Eukaryota; Fungi; Ascomycota; Dothideomycetes; Pleosporales; Pleosporaceae
Source: RefSeq, a predicted model, not a curated record
UUGGUGCAUAGUCCCACCUACCAUACUAAUAAAGAACCCUUUCUACUAGCGCUCAAAGAGGCUUGGAGUAAGACUGCUACAGUGGAUAAUUUCUAUGUAGGUUUUCGAGGCGCUAGAAGUGUGCCGCAAAGUUCUAAUACUGUUUUAUUGCAGCUUGACGUAUUACUA